AACUUACAAAGGUUAGAGAGAUUCUGCAUCAAGUCAAGUCUUGCGUUUAUUACGUUAAAACAUGUUGUGAUAAGUGCACAAAAAGACAAAAAGACCAUUCCUUCUUGUCAAACUGCCAAUAAGUGUACUUAUAAUAAGUAUGGUCUUUUCACCAGAUACUACUAUUGUUUAGUUGGUGGUGACA
Funneliformis mosseae is the source of this 184-nucleotide messenger RNA. NCBI's taxonomy places the organism in Eukaryota, Fungi, Glomeromycota, Glomeromycetes, Glomerales, Glomeraceae. The record is from the annotation of a GenBank genome assembly.